AUGCUGAUUCAAUCUGUGUGUGAAACGCUGGUACCGAAAUUGGUCAGUGAAGAUAUUGCCCUGUUGUUCUCGCUAUUAUCUGAUGUUUUCCCAUCCAUUCAUUACACGCCGAAUCAGAUGCUUGAGCUUCGACAACAAAUUGCUCAAGUUUGUGACGAAUUUAUGCUUUGCCAUGCGGAUAUGACAGGAGAACUUGGAGCUGCUUGGGUUGAGAAAGUGCUACAACUCUAUCAGAUCACUAACCUAAACCACGGUCUCAUGCUCGUUGGAGCCAGUGGCAGCGGAAAGACUAUGGCUUGGAAAGUGCUGUUGAAAGCGCUUGAACGUCAUGAAAAGAUUGAAGGAGUCGCGCAUGUGAUUGAUGCUAAGGCAAUGAGCAAAGAUGCAUUGUAUGGUGUACUGGAUCCAAACACUAGGGAAUGGACAGAUGGAUUGUUCACUUCCGUAAUCAGGAAAAUCAUUGAUAAUGUCCGAGGCGAAAGUGAAAAGCGACAAUGGAUCAUCUUUGAUGGAGAUGUUGACCCCGAAUGGGUAGAAAAUCUGAACUCAGUGCUUGAUGACAACAAGUUGCUUACUCUACCAAAUGGAGAGCGUCUAGCCAUUCCACCAAAUGUAAGUACGGUUGUUCGUAUCAUCUUCGAAGUCGCAGACCUGAAAUACGCCACUCUGGCUACCGUGUCGCGUUGCGGUAUGGUAUGGUUCAGUGAGGAAGUGGUUACGACUGAAAUGAUGUUCGAA
This is a messenger RNA of Strongylus vulgaris, 738 nucleotides long. The record is from the annotation of a GenBank genome assembly. Lineage: Eukaryota; Metazoa; Nematoda; Chromadorea; Rhabditida; Strongylidae.